AUGUCCACAACGUUUUUCCGAAGAUUUAUGGCUCCUACGAGUGUAAACAAGCCACAAGCUGACCAGAAAAGUGUCAGCUGGAGAACAUGGAGAAAGAAAGUUGCUAACUCAGAGUGCAAUGGAUCCCACAUCAUCUCUGGUUUUCGUGUGGCCAGCAACAAAAUUAUAAUCAAAGAUCUGGAAGAAGCCAGUGUGGAAAUGAUAACCAUCAGAAUGGUCCUUGGAGCAGAGUUAAAAGGUGUCUGUAGCAAAAGGACUAGCACUGUCCACCCACAGGAGUGCAGUACUCCAAUUUGUAAUGCGUUAGCAGACUAUGCUGCUCUGAAGCAGCUGGGGGGCAAUGGUGACAGUACUGUAGAUGUUGUACCAGCCAGUGGUGACAGUACUGUAGAUAUUGUACCAGGCAGUGGUAACAGUACUGUAGAUAUUGUACCGAGCAGUGGUGACAGUACUGUAGAUAUUGCACCAGGAGGUGUUGACAGUACUGUAGAUAUUGUACCAGGCAGUGGUGACAGUACUGUAGAUAUUGUACCAGGCAGGGGUGACAGCACUGUAGAUAUUGCACCAGCCAGUAUUGACAGUACUGUAAAUAUUGUACCGGGCAGUGUUGACAAUACUGUAGAUAUUGCACCAGGCAGUGGUGAUAGUACUGUAGUUAUUGUACUGGGCAGUGGUGAAAGUACUGUAGAUAUUGUGCCAGGCAGUGGUGACAGUACUGUAGAUAUUGUACCAGGUAAUGGUAACAGUACUGUAGAUAUUGCACCAGGCAGUGAUGAUAGUACUGUAGAUAUUGUACCAGGCAGUGGUGACAUUAUUGUAGAUAUUGUACCAGGCAGUGGUGACAGUACUGUAGAUAUUGUACCAGGCAGUGGCGACAGUACUGUAGACAUUGCACCAGCCAGUGCUGACAGUACUCUAGGUAUUGAACCAGCCAGAGGUGACAGUACUGUAGAUAUUGUACCAUCCAGUGGUGACAGUACUGUAGGUAUUCUACCAGGCAGCGCUGACAGUACUGUAGAUAUUGUAAAAGGCAGUGGUGACAGUAAUGUAGAUAUUGCACCAAGCAGUGGUGCCAGUACUGUAAAAAUUGUACCAAGCAGUGGUAACACUACUGUAGAUAUGCCACCAGCCAGUGGUGACAGUACUGUAGAUAUUGUACCAGGCAAUGGCGGUAGUACUGUAGAUAUUGUACCAGGCAGUGGUGACAUUACUGUAGAUAUUGUACCAGGCAGUGCUGACAGUACUGUAGAUACUGUACCAGCCAGUGGUGACAAUACUGUAGAUAUUGCACCAGGCAGUGAUGACAAUACUGUAUAUAUUGUAUUGGGCUGUGGUGACAGUACUGUAGAUAUUGUAGCAGGCAGUGGUGACAGUACUGUAGAUAUUGUACCAGGCAGUGGUGGUAGUACUGUAGAUAUUGUACCAGGCAGUGGUGACAGUACUGUAGAUAUUGUAUUGGGCAGUGGUGACAGUACUGUAGAUAUUGUACCAGGCAGUGGUGACAGCAGUGGUGGUAGUACUGUAGAUGUUGUACCAGGCAGUGGUGACAGUACUGUAGAUAUUGUAUCAAGCAGUGGUGACAGUACUGUAGAUAUUGUACCAGGUAGUGGUGGUAGUAUUGUAGAUAUUAUACCAGGCAGUGGUGACAGUACUGUAGAUAUUGUACCAGGCAAUGGUGGUAGUAUUGUAAAUAUUGUACCAGGCAGCAUUGACAGUACUGUAGAUAUUGUACCAGGCAGUGUUGACAGUACAGUAGAUAUUGUACCAGGCAGUGGUGGUAGUAUUGUAGAUAUUGUACCAGGCAGUGGUGACAGUACUGUAAAUAUUGUACCAGGCAGUGGUGACAGCAGUGGUGACAGUACCAUAGAUAUUGUACCAGGCAGUGGUGAUAGUACUGUAGAUAUUAUACCAGGCAGUGGUGACAGUACUGUAGAUAUUGUACCAGGCAAUGGUGACAGUACUGUAGAUAUUGUACCAGGCAGUGGUGACAAUACUGUAGAUAUUGUACCAGGCAAUGGUGGUAGUACUGUAGAUAUUAUACCAGGCAGUGGUGGCAGUACUGUAGAUAUUGUACCAGGCAGUCAUGGUAGUACUAUAGAUAUUGGAUUGGGCAGUGGUGACAGUACUAUAGAUAUUGUACCAGGUAGUGGUAACAGUACUGUAGAUAUUGUACCAGGCAGUGGUGGUAGUACUGUAGAUAUUGUACCAGGCAGUGGUGGUAGUACUGUAGAUAUUGUACCGGCCAGUGGUGACAGUACUGCAGAUAUUGUACCAGGCAGUGUUGACAGUACAGUAGAUAUUGUACCAGGCAGUGACGGUAGUAUUGUACCAGGCAGUGGUGAAAGUACUGUAAAUAUUGUACCAGGCAGUGGUGACAGUACUGUAGAUGUUGUACCAGGUAGUGGUGACAGUACUGUAGAUAUUGUACCAGGCAGUUUUGGCAGUACUGUAGAUAUUGUACCAGGCAAUGGUGGUAGUACUGUAGAUAUUGUACCAGGCAGUGGUGGUAGUACUGUAGAUAUUGUACCGGCCAGUGGUGACAGUACUGCAGAUAUUGUACCAGGCAAUGGUGACAGUACUGUAGAUAUUGUACCAGGCAAUGGUGGUAGUACUGUAGAUGUUGUACCAGGCAGUGGUGACAGUACCGUACAUGUUGUACCAGGCAGUUUUGGCAGUACUGCAGAUAUUGUACCAGGCAAUGGUGGUAGUACUGUAGAUGUUGUACCAGGCAGUGGAGACAGUACCGUACAUAUUGUACCAGGCAGUUUUGGCAGUACUGUAGAUAUUGUACCAGGCAAUGGUGGUAGUACUGUAGAUGUUGUACCAGGCAGUGGUGACAGUACUGUAGAUAUUGUAAUAGGCAGUGGUGACAAUAUUGUAGAUAUUGUAUUGGGCAGUGGUGACAGUACUGUAGAUAUUGUACCAGGUAGUGGUGACAGUACUGUAGAUAUUGUACUAGGCAGUGGUGGUAGUACUGUAGAUAUUGUACCAGGCAGUGGUGACAGUACUGUAGAUAUUGUACCAGGCAGUGGUGGUAGUACUGUAGAUAUUAUACCAGACAGUGGUGACAGUACUGUAGAUAUUGUACAAGGCAGUGGUGACAGUACUGUAGAUAUUGUACCAGGCAAUGGUGACAGUACUGCAGAUAUUGUACCAGGCAGUGGUGACAAUACUGUAGAUAUUGUACCUGGCAAUGGUGGUAGUACUGUAGAUAUUAUACCAGGCAGUGGUGACAGUACUGUAGAUAUUGUACCAGGCAGUGGUGGUAGUACUGUAGAUAUUGUACUGGGCAGUGGAGGUAGUACUAUAGAUAUUGUAUUGGGCAGUGGUGACAGUACUUUAGAUAUUGUAUCAGGCAGUGGUGACAGUACUGUAGAUAUUGUACCAGGCAGUGGCGGUAGUACUGUAGAUAUUGUACCAGGCAGUGGUGGUAUUACUGUAGAUAUUGUACCAGGCAGUCAUGGUAGUACUGUAGAUAUUGUAUUGGGCAGUGGUGACAGUACUGUAGAUAUUGUACCAGGUUGUGGUGACAGUACUGUAGAUAUUGUACUAGGCAGUGGUGGUAGUACUGUAGAUAUUGUACCAGGCAAUGGUAGUAGUACUGUAGAUAUUGUACCAGGCAGUGGUGACAAUAUUAUACCAGACAGUGGUGACAGUACUGUAGAUAUUGUACAAGGCAGUGGUGACAGUACUGUAGAUAUUGUACCAGGCAAUGGUGACAGUACUGCAGAUAUUGUACCAGGCAGUGGUGACAAUACUGUAGAUAUUGUACCAGGCAAUGGUGGUAGUACUGUAGAUAUUAUACCAGGCAGUGGUGGUAGUACUGUAGAUAUUGUACCAGGCAGUGGUGACAGUACUGUAGAUAUUGUACCAGGCAGUGGUGGUAGUACUGUAAAUAUUGUACCAGGCAGCGUUGACAGUACUGUAGAUAUUGUACCAGGCAGUGUUGACAGUACAGUAGAUAUUGUACCAGGCAGUGACGGUAGUAUUGUAGAUAUUGUACCAGGCAGUGGUGAAAGUACUGUAAAUAUUGUACCAGGCAGUGGUGACAGUACUGUAGAUGUUGUACCAGGUAGUGGUGACAGUACUGUAGAUAUUGUACCAGGCAGUGGUGGUAGUACUGUAGAUAUUGUACCAGGCAAUGGUGGUAGUACUAUAGAUAUUGUACCAGGGAAUGGUGACAAUAUUAUACCAGACAGUGGUGACAGUACUGUAGAUAUUGUACAAGGCAGUGGUGACAGUACUGUAGAUAUUGUACCAGGCAAUGGUGACAGUACUGCAGAUAUUGUACCAGGCAGUGGUGACAAUACUGUAGAUAUUGUACCAGGCAAUGGUGGUAGUACUGUAGAUAUUAUACCAGGCAGUGGUGGUAGUACUGUAGAUAUUGUACCAGGCAGUGGUGACAGUACUGUAGAUAUUGUACCAGGCAGUGGUGGUAGUACUGUAAAUAUUGUACCAGGCAGCGUUGACAGUACUGUAGAUAUUGUACCAGGCAGUGUUGACAGUACAGUAGAUAUUGUACCAGGCAGUGACGGUAGUAUUGUAGAUAUUGUACCAGGCAGUGGUGAAAGUACUGUAAAUAUUGUACCAGGCAGUGGUGACAGUACUGUAGAUGUUGUACCAGGUAGUGGUGACAGUAUUGUAGAUAUUGUACCAGGCAGUGGUGGUAGUACUGUAGAUAUUGUACCAGGCAAUGGUGGUAGUACUAUAGAUAUUGUACCAGGGAAUGGUGACAGCAGUGGUGACAGUACCAUAGAUAUUGUACCAGGCAGUGGUGAUAGUACUGUAGAUAUUAUACCAGGCAGUGGUGACAGUACUGUAGAUAUUGUACCAGGCAGUGGUGACAGUACUGUAGAUAUUGUACCAGGCAAUGGUGACAGUAUUGUAGAUAUUGUACCAGGCAGUGGUGACAAUACUGUAGAUAUUGUACCAGGCAAUGGUGGUAGUACUGUAGAUAUUAUACCAGGCAGUGGUGGCAGUACUGUAGAUAUUGUACCAGGCAGUCAUGUUAGUACUAUAGAUAUUGGAUUGGGAAGUGGUGACAGUACUAUAGAUAUUGUACCAGGUAGUGGUGACAGUACUGUAGAUACUGUACCAGGCAGUGGUGGUAGUACUGUAGAUAUUGUACCAGGCAGUGGUGGUAGUACUGUAGAUAUUGUACCGGCCAGUGGUGACAGUACUGCAGAUAUUGUACCAGGCAAUUGUGACAGUACUGUAGAUAUUGUACCAGGCAAUGGUGGUAGUACUGUAGAUAUUUUACCAGGCCGUGGUGAUAGUACUGUAGAUAUUGUACCAGGCAGUUUUGGCAGUACUGUAGAUAUUGUACCAGGCAAUGGUGGUAGUACUGUAGAUAUUGUACCAGGCAGUGGUGACAGUACCGUACAUAUUGUACCAGGCAGUUUUGGCAGUACUGUAGAUAUUGUACCAGGCAAUGGUGGUAGUACUGUAGAUGUUGUACCAGGCAGUGGUGACAGUACUGUAGAUAUUGUAAUACGCAGUGGUGACAAUAUUGUAGAUAUUGUACCAGGCAGUCAUGGUAGUACUGUAGAUAUUGUAUUGGGCAGUGGUGACAGUACUGUAGAUAUUGUACCAGGUAGUGGUGACAGUACUGUAGAUAUUGUACUAGGCAGUGGUGGUAGUACUGUAGACAUUGUGCCAGGCAAUGGUGGCAGUGGUGACAGUACUGUAGAUAUUGUACCAAUCAGUGGUGGUAGUACUGUAGAUAUUAUACCAGACAGUGGUGACAGUACUGUAGAUAUUGCACAAGACAGUGGUGACAGUACUGUAGAUAUUGUACCAGGCAGUGGUGGUAGUACUGUAGAUAUUGUACUGGGCAGUGGAGGUAGUACUAUAGAUAUUGUAUUGGGCAGUGGUGACAGUACUUUAGAUAUUGUAUCAGGCAGUGGUGACAGUACUGUAGAUAUUGUACCAGGCAGUGGCGGUAGUACUGUAGAUAUUGUACCAGGCAGUGGUGGUAUUACUGUAGAUAUUGUACCAGGCAGUCAUGGUAGUACUGUAGAUAUUGUAUUGGGCAGUGGUGACAGUACUGUAGAUAUUGUACCAGGUUGUGGUGACAGUACUGUAGAUAUUGUACUAGGCAGUGGUGGUAGUACUGUAGAUAUUGUACCAGGCAAUGGUGGUAGUACUGUAGAUAUUGUACCAGGCAGUGGUGACAGCAGUGGUGGUAGUACUGUAGAUAUUAUACCAGACAGUGGUGACAGUACUGUAGAUAUUGUACAAGGCAGUGGUGACAGUACUGUAGAUAUUGUACCAGGCAAUGGUGACAGUACUGCAGAUAUUGUACCAGGCAGUGGUGACAAUACUGUAGAUAUUGUACCAGGCAAUGGUGGUAGUACUGUAGAUAUUAUACCAGGCAGUGAUGGUAGUACUGUAGAUAUUGUACCAGGCAGUGGUGACAGUAUUGUAGAUAUUGUACCAGGCAGUGGUGGUAGUACUGUAAAUAUUGUACCAGGCAGCGUUGACAGUACUGUAGAUAUUGUACCAGGCAGUGUUGACAGUACAGUAGAUAUUGUACCAGGCAGUGGCGGUAGUAUUGUAGAUAUUGUACCAGGCAGUGGUGAAAGUACUGUAAAUAUUGUACCAGGCAGUGGUGACAGUACUGUAGAUAUUGUACCAGCUAAUAGUGGCAGUACUCUAGAUAUUGUACUAGACAGUGGUGACAGUACUGUAGAUAUUGUACCAGGCAGUGGUGGUAGUACUGUAGAUAUUGUACCAGCCAGUGAUGACAGUACUGUAGAUAUUGUACCAGGCAAUGGUGGUAGUACUGUAGAUGUUGUACCAGACAGUGGUGACAGUACUGUAGAUAUUGUACCAGGCAGUGGUGACAAUACUGUAGAUAUUGUACCAGGCAGUCAUGGUAGUACUGUAGAUAUUGUAUUUGGCAGUGGUAUCCGUACUGUAGAUAUUGUACCAGGUAGUGGUGACAGUACUGUAGAUAUUGUACCAGGCAGUGGUGGCAGUGGUGACAGUACCAUAGAUAUUGUACCAGGCAGUGGUGAUAGUACUGUAGAUAUUAUACCAGGCAGUGGUGACAGUACUGUAGAUAUUGUACCAGGCAGUGGUGACAGUACUGUAGAUAUUGUACCAGGCAAUGGUGACAGUACUGUAGAUAUUGUACCAGGCAGUGGUGACAAUACUGUAGAUAUUGUACCAGGCAAUGGUGGUAGUACUGUAGAUAUUGUACCAGGCAGUGGUGGUAGUACUGUAGAUAUUGUACCAGGCAGUGGUGACAGUACUGUAGAUAUUGUAAUAGGCAGUGGUGACAAUAUUGUAGAUAUUGUACCAGGCAGUCAUGGUAGUACUGUAGAUAUUGUACCAGGCAGUGGUGGUAGUACUGUAGAUAUUGUACCAGGCAGUGGUGACAGUACUGUAGAUAUUGUACCAGGCAGUGGUGGUAGUACUGUAGAUAUUGUACCAGGCAAUGGUGGUAGUACUGUAGAUAUUGUACCAGGCAGUGGUGACAGCAGUGGUGGUAGUACUGUAGAUAUUAUACCAGACAGUGGUGACAGUACUGUAGAUAUUGCACAAGGCAGUGGUGACAGUACUGUAGAUAUUGUACCAGGCAAUGGUGACAGUACUGCAGAUAUUGUACCAGGCAGUGGUGACAAUACUGUAGAUAUUGUACCAGGCAAUGGUGGUAGUACUGUAGAUAUUAUACCAGGCAGUGAUGACAGUACUGUAGAUAUUGUACCAGGCAGUGGUGGUAGUACUGUAGAUAUUGUACUGGACAGUGGAGGUAGUACUAUAGAUAUUGGAUUGGGCAGUGGUGACAGUACUUUAGAUAUUCUAUCAGGCAGUGGUGACAGUACUGUAGAUAUUGUACCAAGCAGUGGCGGUAGUACUGUAGAUAUUGUACCAGGCAGUGGUGGUAUUACUGUAGAUAUUGUACCAGGCAGUCAUGGUAGUACUGUAGAUAUUGUAUUGGGCAGUGGUGACAGUACUGUAGAUAUUGUACCAGGUUGUGGUGACAGUACUGUAGAUAUUGUACCAAGCAGUGGCGGUAGUACUGUAGAUAUUGUACCAGGCAGUGGUGGUAUUACUGUAGAUAUUGUACCAGGCAGUCAUGGUAGUACUGUAGAUAUUGUAUUGGGCAGUGGUGACAGUACUGUAGAUAUUGUACCAGGCAGUGGUGGCAGUGGUGGCAGUACCAUAGAUAUUGUACCAGGCAGUGGUGGUAGUACUGUAGAUAUUAUACCAGACAGUGGUGACAGUACUGUAGAUAUUGUACAAGGCAGUGGUGACAGUACUGUAGAUAUUGUACCAGGCAAUGGUGACAGUACUGCAGAUAUUGUACCAGGCAGUGGUGACAAUACUGUAGAUAUUGUACCAGGCAAUGGUGGUAGUACUGUAGAUAUUAUACCAGGCAGUGGUGACAGUACUGUAGAUAUUGUACCAGGCAGUGGUGGUAGUACUGUAGAUAUUGUAUUGGGCAGUGGAGGUAGUACUAUAGAUAUUGUAUUGGGCAGUGGUGACAGUACUUUAGAUAUUGUAUCAGGCAGUGGUGACAGUACUGUAGAUAUUGUACCAAGCAGUGGCGGUAGUACUGUAGAUAUUGUACCAGACAGUGGUGGUAGUACUGUAGAUAUUGUACCAGGCAGUCAUGGUAGUACUGUAGAUAUUGUAGCAGGCAUUGGUGGUGAAGUAAGAAAUGAGUCAAGGAUAAAGCUCUCAUUUUAUCAGUCAGCCUGA
This is a messenger RNA of Protopterus annectens (West African lungfish), 8709 nucleotides long. RefSeq names its product agglutinin-like protein 2. Lineage: Eukaryota; Metazoa; Chordata; Ceratodontiformes; Protopteridae. Gene Ontology annotation, biological process: positive regulation of fat cell differentiation. The record is from RefSeq and is a predicted model, not a curated record. The transcript has 15 exons. The coding region runs from base 1 to 8709 and encodes 2902 amino acids. Gene Ontology annotation, cellular component: nucleus.